AUGUUCAAAGCCGGCUGGGCAAUUCUUGCUUUCAUUUCCGCUCAAGCCGUCAGCAUAUCCGCGAACGCCCAGUGUCGUUCAGGAUAUCGCAAUGCUGUUUAUUUUACAAACUGGUCUAUAUACGCUCGGGACUACCAUCCUCAGGAUCUUCCUGUAGAGAAGACCAGUCUUCUCCUCUAUGCAUUUGCUAACGUGCAGAGCGACGGCUUGGUGCUCCCUUCUGAUUCUUUUGCGGACCUUGGGGCGCUAUAUGACGGCGAUUCAAGGGAAAAAUGCGAGAACGACGUUUGCGGAUGCGUGAAACAGCUAUACCUCCUUAAAAAAGCCAAUCGAAAGCUUAAGGUGCUUCUCAGCAUCGGCGGGGCGACGUAUUCAAGCAACUUUUCUGCGGCAGCUGCUACCGAAUCAAAGAGAGCCCUCUUUGCACGAAGUGCCGUCGCCCUGAUGAAAGACUGGGGGUUUGACGGACUUGACAUUGAUUGGGAAUAUCCUGUUAACGAAAAGGAGGCGCAAGACUUCGUUCUAUUGUUGGAAAAAGUACGGUCCGAGAUGGAUUCAUACGCAAGCCAGUAUGCGCCUGGCUACCAUUUUCUCCUAACGAUAUCGUCACCUGCUGGGCCGUCGAAUUACAAUAUUUUGCCACUCAGUACGAUAUCAGAUACUGUUGACAAUUUCAACCUGAUGGCCUACGACUAUUCCGGUCCAUGGAGCACGAUGACGGGACAUCAAGCCAAUUUGCACUCAAGUCCCAUCAAGCCUAACUCGACAACCUUCUCUACAGAUGUCGCCGUCAAGGACUAUAUAUCCAUAGGAGUGCUGUCUACCAAGAUUACUCUCGGCAUGCCCCUGUACGGCAGAGCAUUUCAGCAGACUGGUGGGCUUUGCCAGGCCUACUAUGGCGUGGGCACCGGGUCGUGGGGGCAAGGCGUGUGGGACGUCAAGGUCCUGCCACGACCCGGGGCGAUGGAACAUCACGACACAGCAGUUGGUGCCAGCUACAGCUACAACACCGAAGCUCAGGAGUUGGUAUCGCAUGAUAGCCCGUCAGUGACCAGACAGAAGGUUGCGUAUAUUGUUGAGAACGUUUUGGGUGGGAGUAUGUUCUGGGAGGCGUCCGCCGACCGAGGAGACGAGGCAGGACUUAUCCACGCCAGCUUCAACGCUUUGGGAGGGGCCGCGAACGUAGACUGUUCUGAAAACCUGCUGUAUUAUCCCGACAGUCGAUAUGCGACUAUCCGCAAUGGAUGA
Messenger RNA from Colletotrichum truncatum, 1248 nucleotides. RefSeq names its product endochitinase. Gene Ontology annotation, molecular function: chitinase activity; chitin binding. The record is from RefSeq and is a predicted model, not a curated record. Gene Ontology annotation, biological process: chitin catabolic process; carbohydrate metabolic process. Gene Ontology annotation, cellular component: extracellular region. Lineage: Eukaryota; Fungi; Ascomycota; Sordariomycetes; Glomerellales; Glomerellaceae.